AUGCACAACAUCCUCGUUCCUUCCUCCUUCGCCGUCCUCCUUGGCGGCGCCGCCUUCAACGCUGCUGGAUACAACAGCGGUCCCGGUGUCUACGAGUGGAAGGCUGGAGGAAGCGGAGACAAGGCCUUCUGCAAGGCCAACAUGAGCGGGUCCCCCAACGACGAGAUCUUCUGGGAGUACCCUGUCUGCAGGAGGUACAGCACAAACUUCAGCGAGUGGGACGACCUGGACUCAAGCAUCUUCAACUUCAAGUCAAUCACUACGCCUGUCGACCCCAGCUACGUCGACGACUGGCUCUACAAUGUCGGAAACGGCAUCUACUAG
Guillardia theta CCMP2712 is the source of this 324-nucleotide messenger RNA. RefSeq lists its product as hypothetical. The transcript has a single exon. NCBI's taxonomy places the organism in Eukaryota, Cryptophyceae, Pyrenomonadales, Geminigeraceae. The record is from RefSeq and is a predicted model, not a curated record. The coding region runs from base 1 to 324 and encodes 107 amino acids.